AUGAUCUCAGAAUGUUCCAAAAGAGCUAAUAAUGGGAAAUUUACUCUGCGGGAUCUCCUUGUGGUUCCAAUGCAACGAGUUCUGAAAUAUCAUCUGCUACUUCAGGAGCUGGUAAAGCACACUAAUGACAUAAUUGAGAAGGCAAAUCUAAAGUUGGCCCUUGAUGCAAUGAAGGACUUGGCACAAUAUGUAAAUGAAGUGAAACGAGAUAAUGAAACCCUCCGUGAAAUUAAGCAAUUUCAAUCAUCAAUAGAAAAUUUGAAUCAAUCCCUUUUACUCUAUGGAAGACCACAGGGUGAUGGUGAAGUAAAGAUAACAACCCUGGACAAGCGAGCAAGACAAGAUAGGCAUAUUUUUUUAUUUGACUUGGCCAUAAUAGUAUGCAAACGGAGAGGUGAUAAUUAUGAAAUGAAGGAUAUAAUUGAUCUCCAGGAGUACAAAAUAAACAAUAACCCCACCACCGACAAGGAAAAUAAAAAGUGGUCUUACGCCUUCUACCUCAUCCACACACAAGGACAAAACGGCUUAGAGCUGUACUGCAAAACCAAAGAUUUGAAGAAGAAAUGGCUCGAGCAGUUUGAAAUGGCCCUGUCAAACAUAAGGCCCCAGUAUGCAGAAACAAGUACACACGACUUUAAAAUGUAUACCUUCACUCGUGUAACAUCCUGCAAAGUCUGCCAGAUGCUUUUGAGGGGAACAUUUUAUCAAGGCUAUUUAUGUUCAAAGUGUGGGGCUGGAGUCCACAAAGAAUGUUUGGGAAGACUCGACAACUGCAGGGUUAAUUUAGUUGAACACGGAACCCUGAAACAUGAGAAACGACUGAAUGGACUUCGAAAGAGUUCCAGGCAUAUGGACUCAGGUUUACCAAAAAUGCAAGUGAUUAAAAACUAUACUGGGACUCCCCAGCCAGUUCCACCAGAUGGUCCUCCAUUAUUCAUCCAGAUUGGAGACAUCAUUGAACUCAUCAAAGGAGAUGCACAUAGCUUAUUUUGGCAGGGUAGAAAUUUAAUGACCCAGGAGCUUGGUUUCUUUCCAAGUGAUGCAGUAAAGCCUUGCCCAUGUGUCCCUAAGCCAGUAGACUAUUCUUCUCAGACAUGGUACGCCGGAAAAAUGGAAAGAUUACAAGCAGAAGCAGAACUUAUUAACCGGAUAAACAGCACUUACUUAGUACGGUAUAGGACUAAAGAAUCAGGAGAAUAUGCCAUUAGCAUUAAGUACAAUAAUGAAGUGAAGCACAUCAAGAUAUUCACAAGAGAAAGCUUUUUUCACAUUGCAGAAAAUAGAAAAUUUAGAAGUUUAAUGGAACUUGUGGAAUAUUACAAACAUCAAUCUCUCAAAGAAGGCUUCAGAAGUUUGGAUACUACUCUUCAGUACCCGUACAAGGAAUGUGAAAAUACCCAGGAUCAAAGGAGCCACCGGGCAAGUAGCAAUUUGCUGAGUCCCAAAGUCCUCGGGAUAGCCAUCGCUCGCUACGAUUUCUGUGCAAGAGACAUGCGUGAAUUAUCCCUGCUCAAAGGGGAUGUGGUCAAAAUUUACACAAAAAUUAGUGCCAAUGGCUGGUGGAGAGGUGAAGUCAAUGGAAGGGGGAGCACUGUGUCGACAGGGCACAGUGCUUCUAAGAUAUACAAGGAUAUGACCGGCUUGAGAUUUAUUGAGUUGGGGCUGGUACACAUGUGCAUUACUAACAUCAGACAAAGAGAUCGUUCAACCAACAAAGGUUACAGAGCAACGUUCACUAAAGCACAGUUGGAAAAGGGGAUUAAGGGGCUGAAGCAGGCCAAUAUGGCAGCUUUGAAACAGAUUUCCUUAUACCCACAAUGCACUGACAGCAAAGAAUGCCUCUAUUUGGUUGGUCCACACACUGGGAAGAGGUACGGAGGCACACCAGUUUGA
Molecule: messenger RNA, 1893 nt
Organism: Protobothrops mucrosquamatus (brown spotted pit viper)
Lineage: Eukaryota; Metazoa; Chordata; Lepidosauria; Squamata; Viperidae
Product: guanine nucleotide exchange factor VAV3
Exons: 19
Coding region: 1-1893 (630 amino acids)
Biological process (GO): intracellular signal transduction; cell migration; regulation of GTPase activity
Cellular component (GO): cytoplasm; plasma membrane
Molecular function (GO): protein binding; guanyl-nucleotide exchange factor activity
Source: RefSeq, a predicted model, not a curated record